UAAAACUUAACAUAGCCUGUAGCUUACUUUGCGAUGUAGAUAACGUAUCUGAAUCCGUUUUCGACAUUCUCGCAACUACGACAAGUCAUGUAAAACAGAUUCCGAGGGAAACUACAAACCACAAUGAACAGAAGAUAUAGGCAAACUCGAAAGCAACAACAUACUUUCAGAAACAUCAUAGGAAUCAUUUUAUCAGUACACGUUCUAUUUGGUUUCUCGGCAGAGCCUGAAGUUGUAGAUGGAAGUGGUUUAGAACCAAAUGCGACUCGUUCUUUGCCUGAAACUCCAAACUCUACCUCACUAUUCCAUCCCGGCUGCAGCGGGUCGUAUUGGGUAGGAAGUAAAGCAAAAUUGCUUUCGAUACCAAGAAACACCAACAACGAACCAGUACAUUGUAGAUGGUUAUUGAAGGCGGACGAUGUUCACAAUACAAUUGGGCUGUCGACUGUAAAUACAACAUUUAGUAUGGAUGAAGACAUCGACUAUUAUUUCAAAUUGGACGCUCGAGAUGGAUGGAAAGAUGAUUCGCCUCUAAUCUCGUCUCUCGAAUGGUCUGAUGGUUUUGUAUCGAUGGAUUGGGCGUUCUUAAAACCAGCCAAAGCCACAAGCGGAUUUCUGUUGCUCGAAUAUAAAAAUAAAGGCAACAAUCCAUUACAAAUGGAUUUCGUAUAUUUUACAUGCGGAGGAUAUGCAGAUUCCAAAACAUAUAUUUCUUCACCUGUAUUUACCGGAUUACCUCUAAAGCCUGAAAUUGUUGAUUGUCAGUGGGUUUUCACAAGACCAAAAGAUACCUUAUAUGGGUAUCUGAGAACACUCGAGGUGAACAUCAGCGAUUGUGAAGUCCUACAGAUGCGUAGCAACUCUAGCAUGCAGAUUAUCUAUGAAAAAGUGGAUGCAACAUUGCAAACUGAUCUUGAAAUUUAUUCUACCACAGUGAAUAGAACAGCAAAUCCUGGGGCCCUAGAAAAUUUUAUUACUUGGGCAAAAGAGCAGGCAAAUUUAACAUCUAUUGUUGAUUCUAAUAUCGAUAAACCAAAAAACAGAACUAUUGCUUCAAUUUGUGGAAAUUCCACAAAGAUGAUUGUUUUUCAAUCUGCAAUAGCAAAGCUGCGUUAUUUAUCAACUGGUGGUAAUGCACGUACUGGCUUCAAAGCUCUUUAUUCUACUUUUAAGCUCCCUGAUCGAUGGGAGUCGAGACGGAUGCGUAAAAUUCCAUGGUUUUAUACAUAUUCGACUUUGGUAGUAUUCGUACCAAUCGGACUCGUUUCAGGCAUUAUUAUAAUCUUGUACUCGAGUCGAAGAAGAGGCCCAGAUGCAUCAGCUUCUAAGAUGUCUUCAAAGUUAUUUAAUUCACCCGGUUUUGGAAAAAAUGGCAGAAGAGCAGCAUCGUUCCAUUCCCAGUGCAAUUUUCGCCUAGGGAGUUUCAUUAAACUUCCGAUUCGCAGAUCAAAAUCAUUAACAAACAUAAAACCUCUUUCCAGUGAGUUUUCUUCAAAACAAGACUGUGUAUUGAAGUUGCAGGAAGAAAAAACAUUUUUAGAGGAAUUUAAUGAAGUGGAUGAAAUACCACACAUUGUUCAGAUACAUUCUGUUAACAGUGAUGUACAAGUUGUCAACACCAGACCUGGUAUAUUGCGAAAACUAUCUCAAUCCACGAACUGUGUUGCAAAUAAUAAUAACAAUAACGAACUUUUUCAGCAGCUUAAACUAAAAGAUGGUACUUUUAACAGCAAGGUAAAACAAAACAAAAAACAGGUUAAAUUUACAAAAUCGUCGUUGGUAACUGACGGAACACAAACCUUAUAAUAAACUCCAAGUGACGUUCAUUAUUGUUGUUCGUUAAAUGAAAAAAAUUUCACUUUUCGUUCAAUUUCACAAGUGCAAUUGGCUUCUGAUGUCAAAUAUCCGACUACAUGUUAUAAAACUAUCGUUAUCAAAAGCCGUCAGUAGAUUGUCGUCAGAUUUCGUCAUCGUCCAACGUUCAUGACUUUAGUCUGGUUCUUUUCAAUUGUGUUUUAUAUCAGUCUGUUCUUGACGAAUUCCCCUAUAACAAUUGGUAACCUGAAAGAAUUAUUCAUCUAAAAGCCACGAAAGUAUUUUGUGAAUUUGUGUAAGCCUGAAAACUGCAUUUAUUUCUCUAUAAUCAUACUCAAAACCUGUAUCUUCGGCCUUCGACGAAGAAAUACAAUACCUCGCAAUAUAUCGUUAUGAGGUUGCAAAAUGUAUAAUGUAUCAUUUGAAUAACCUGAACAUUUCCCCGGACCCAUUUCCUAAGAAAAUAAUCUUGUUUUCCUACGUUGGCGGAAUGUUCCAUGAACGCAACAUUUUGUUACUAGUGUAUUUUAUAUACAUAUAUAUAACAAUCUGGCACACCGGCUGUUACCUUGCGAUAAAUACAGGGUGUCUUAAAAGUAAGUAUACACUUUUAAUUUUUAUUUGCUUUUCAGGUACUCCUCAUGGAGCGUUCAUUUUUCCAAAAAACUCGAGGCAAACUCAGCGCCUCUUUAACAGAGAAUUUGAAAUUAAUUCGGCUUUGAAUGUUUUCCUCGAAGCGUCCGCUUCCUGAUCUUUUUGCAUCAACUACAGAUCCAGUUUCCAUAAAUUCACAAUGAAUUUCAUAAAUUAUUCGUCGUGUAGGAACUCUCUGUUAAAGAGGUGCUGAGUUUGCUUUACUAAUGAAGAAAUGAACGCUCUAUGAUAAGUACCUGGGAAAGCAAAUUAAAAUUAAAAGUGUAUACUUACUUUGGAGACACCCUGUAUAAAUACACUGUGAUCCUAUAUGCAUGAAAGAUAUAACUGUAAUCUGUUAGCGAAUAAAAAUCCACUAAAAUUUGUUUUAGGAAUUUCAAGAUUGCAUUUAUACAAUUAUUAUCAGUUAUUUUCCUUACGGAUACGCCGAAUUCCUUUUGAUCAGAAGUAUUUUUACAAAUUUUUUAAGUAUGUUUUAUUAAUAGCAAGCCAUAUUCGAAUUAAUUGCGUUGUAUUGGUUCAUUUAAAUGGAGAAUAUAAAUUCAUCCUAUUAACACUUGUCGGCAAUAUUUUGGUGUAACCAAUAGAAAAACAUUGCUAUUUCA
Molecule: messenger RNA, 3074 nt
Organism: Styela clava
Lineage: Eukaryota; Metazoa; Chordata; Ascidiacea; Stolidobranchia; Styelidae
Source: RefSeq, a predicted model, not a curated record